This is a messenger RNA of Triplophysa dalaica, 2642 nucleotides long. It is a transcript of the gene brox, whose product is annotated as BRO1 domain and CAAX motif containing. The transcript is spliced from 13 exons. The record is from RefSeq and is a predicted model, not a curated record. Bases 98 to 1333 code for a protein of 411 amino acids. NCBI's taxonomy places the organism in Eukaryota, Metazoa, Chordata, Actinopteri, Cypriniformes, Nemacheilidae.
ACCGGAAGAGCGCUCAUCGUUUUGGCGUUUCCUCGUCCACAUCAGUGAAGUCUCGCCGAUAUAUAAACAAACAAACAUCAGACAGGUGUGUUUCAUCAUGACUCACUGGUUCCACAGAAACCCUUUAAAAGCCACAGCGCCCGCAUCCUUCAAUCUGUAUGGGGUGGCGUCCAGCCCGUCUGCCAAUAAGAUCUGCAAUGACUUGAGAACAGCUCGGGUGAGACUGAUCGACACGUUCACAGACUCCACGUGCACCCCAGAGAUUAUGAAGAAAGUCAGUGACGAUUAUUUCUCUCUCUUACAGGGCUUUAUUCUGCCACUGGACGGCACCACACAAGAGAGCAAACUUCGCUUCAUUCACAACUUCAAAUGGACGGACACUUUACAGGGAAACAUCGGCAGUGCCCAGCAGGACGCAGUGUUUGAGUUGGUGUCCAUGGCCUUUAAUGUGGCCAUCUGGUACACCAAGUUCGCCUCACGACUGUCUGGAAAAGAGAACGUCACAGAGGAUGAGGCCAAAGAAGUUCACAGGAGUUUGAAAAUCGCCGCCGGUACAUUUAAAACCCUUAAGGAGUCUCAUAUUCCUCGUCUCAUCACUCCAGCAGAGAAGGGUCGGGAUCUGGAGGCCAGAGUCAUUGACACGUACAUCAUUCAGAGUCAAGCAGAAGCACAGGAGGUGACUAUAGCCAGAGCCAUCGAGCUGAAGCACAACGCCGCUCUCAUAGCAGCGCUGGCCUACGAGACCGCUAACUUCUACCAAAAGGCGGAUCACACUUUGAACACGCUGGAUCCUGAGUGCAGCGCUAAAUGGAGGAAAUACCUGCAGCUCAAACAGGAUUUCUACAUGGCCUAUGCGCACUGCUAUCAUGGACAGACUCUUCUGGCUGCUGAUAAAUGUGGAGAGGCCAUCCGAUCCCUGCAGGAGGCUGAGAAAUAUUAUUCCCGAGCAGAAGCGUUGUGUAAGGAAUACCGUCAGACGAAGGGUCCAGGCAGCACAGCCAAACCCUCAGAGCAGCUUUUCUUCCUGAAGCUGGGAGCUCUGAUCAAAAACACCCUGGAGAAAUGCCAGAGAGAAAACGGCUUCAUUUACUUUCAUAAAGUUCCCGCAGAAGCUCCGGCUCUGGAGUUAAAGGCCAGUUAUGGUUUGGCUGAACCGACUCCAUUUGAACUCCCGGCACUGAGCGCUCAGUGUACACCUGAAGUCUACGCCACCUUUGACCUCACCAAAGGACCUAAAGACGACAAGGCUAAAGCCAAACAUGAUGAGGAGAUAAAACCAGUGAAAGAGCCGGAUGUCAAACCACAGAAAGACACGGGCUGUGUGAUCUCCUAAACUUCAACACGUGCAUGUAUAAGAGAUGUCGAGGGAAGUCUGAUCCCUUUGUAUUUACAAUAAUCGUCAGUACAGUUACUCUGUCCUAGCGUAAUUCUACUUAAAUCCAUAAAAAUAUAAAUAUAUAGUUAGUCUCUGUUCAAUAAAAGUAAUCACUAAUCAGAUCGCGAUAAUCCUGAAUUAAUUGAUUUACACUUUCUGUGGCAUAAUACAGAUCAUAUUUAGGUUUUUUGUUUAUUACCAUAAGUGUAAAUGAACUACGUUAAUGUCAUUUUUGUAGAGAUGUCCAUAAAGCAACGUUUGAUGGCAUUGAAAGCCAAUAUUAAAACUAUUAUGAUCCGAACCAAACAAAGAUAAACAAAUGUCGUUACAUGUUGAAUCUAACAAAGACAUUUCCUGGAAAGUCCUGUGAGACGCCAAUGAAAAUGAUUCUUCUGUUGACUUUUUGUGAGCCGGACAACCUUAUAGACAUUCACACGUAGAAUUCAAGUAGUUUUUAUCAAAAUACAGCAACAGAUAAUGCAUCAUGUCAUUCUCUUUUGAAAAUACUAUGUAAUUGUAUUAUAAUAUGGUGGCAUAGGAAAUAAGAUUAUUGUGUUUGGAGGAGCUCAUGAGAAUAAUCCAAGAUCAGACUCCUGAGAUGCACAGAACACGUCAGUGUUUGACACCUGGUAAUGUUUAGUGAAACACCAACUUAUAAAAUAUUAUCAAAUCAGCUUUUUUUUGUGUAUAUAUUUCAAAUCUUUUUCUUGGAACAUUGAAGGAUUGUUAUGAUGGUUGUGCUGUAAAUACUUAAGAAGUUUUUUGUCGUAUAGACUUAAUAAUAGUCGUUCAUUAUUUUCACGUUAGAGACGACAGUAAAGAAGAACAGAGACAAAAGUAAUGAUGCUGAAUGUAAAUGCUUGAAUGAUAAAAUUCUAUUAGAUUUACAACAUUUUAUAACAGUUAAUGCUCGUCAUUGGUGAUUUCAGCCCCUGCUGUAAUUCAGACACUACAUCUGUUUGUUUUGAAAUAACGUAUUAAAUAUACACAUUAUAUUUUACAUUGUGUAGUUUUGUAAAUCUGUAUAUCUUAGCUCGGACACUUGACGGAGGAUUCUGCAUAUUUAUUUCUCACACUUCUGUAGACAGCAAGACUUUAUUCAGCUGUCUAAAAUGGCACUCCAGGAUUUUUUUUUUUAAUUCAUUCGUUUUUUCCUCUUAUCACGGCUGUAUGGAUGUGUAUAUGAAAUAUACUCACACGCUAUGACCUUAAUCUGUAGUUUACUGUCACAUUUACAUUUUUCUGAUUAAAACGCUUGUCAACACUG